Acanthaster planci (crown-of-thorns starfish) is the source of this 2837-nucleotide messenger RNA. RefSeq lists its product as uncharacterized. NCBI's taxonomy places the organism in Eukaryota, Metazoa, Echinodermata, Asteroidea, Valvatida, Acanthasteridae. The record is from RefSeq and is a predicted model, not a curated record.
UUAAGCGGCAUCAAUUUGUACGGUACGCGGUACGGAGAGACAGCGUUGCCGAAUUAAAAACUUUGUUGAUGCGGGGUUUGGACUUGGAGAAAUUUUCGAAUUGUUACAAACGACCCCGUGACUGAUGACUUGAAUUCUUGGGAUAGCUGCAUAAAUACAUGAUCUACCCAUCCAUCCACAUUGCCAAAAAUCUUCACUGAAGUUGCACUGAAGAGUGUUAGCUAAACCUGGCACGUGAAAACCCUUGUAAGUGCUAAACUGGCAUGAGAACUAUGUCGAGCGGCAAGCUAGCCAUGCCCUUUGACGCUGGUCAGAAAGUGAAGUCACGCUACGAGACCCUGGCCUCCUUUAACAGCGAUGAAGGGGAGGAGGCCAAGGAAUACGCCGCCUUCCUCAGGGAGCAGGAGAGGAAGUGCGGCCCUGAGGGCUUCUUGGACUCCAAGAAGUACACCCACUCCUUCCAGGUCCGUGGGAAGGUCUUGGAGACCAAGAGCAACAAGCCCAAGAAGCCUGACGACGAAGAGCAGCCCAAGCCAACUCAGGUGGGAUUGUUAGGAGUUAGCACCAGCACUGGCAGGAAACCAGGUCAGGAGAGAUCAAAAAUGGACACAGUGGUGGAUCUGCUAAACAGAGUAGAAAAGGACAAAGAGGACUACGAAAAACGCAUGAAAAUCAUUGAGGACCACAUGUGGCAACACAAGCAAGAGGAGAGGGAGCUGAAGAGAUCUGAGGGGGACAUCAUCAAGAGCCAGCACAUGCUCCGCAGGACCAUGAAGGAUUUUGAGCUCGCCAUAAAUCGUAAGAAGCAAGCAGAAGCCAAGAAGAUACUGGAGAACAAACAGAAAGAGUUCCUCAUCACAAACGACCACAUCCACAAGAAGGAGAAUCUUACCAAGGACAGAAUUGAGAAGGCCAUAAACAAAGAUCAACAGAUCAAGGAUGAAGACCGAAAAUCAUUUCUUACAAUUGGAGACCUGGAGAGGAAGUACCGAGCCAAGAUUGCCGAGAUCGAGCUGCGGCGGGCCGAGGUGCAGAAGCUGAGCGAGGAGUUCACCGACCGCAUGAAGACCAAGGAGGAGGAGACCUUUGCCCUGAACAAGGAACUGGCGGAGAUUGCCCUGACCAUCAACAUGGAGGCCCAGAAGCAGCGCAAGACGGCCGUCGACACCAGCAAAGACAGUAAGACGGAAUCCAAGGAAAAGAUCAAGACAGACAAUGAGAUGGAGACACACUUUGACACCAAGCUGAGGAGGAACGUGAGUAAGGCUGGUCAGUUUGAGAACAACAAGAGACGGUUGAGUCUGGACUUGGCACAGUUCAGCGUCAACAUGCUGGAAAAGAACAGAGAUGGUGGACGGCAGUUGCUAGACACCAGAAACCGUCUGCAAGAGAACAGCACCACACAGAGGAAGCUACAGGAGGCCGCCCUUACCGCCAAGCUGGAUCACACCAACAAGAAGAUUGAACAGAAGCUACGGAGCCACGAUCUUAAGAAGCAGCGUCGACUGCAGCACAUCACCGCCCUCAAGAAGAAAGAACACGAGAAGGAGUUGAAGGACUGGGAGGAGAGGUUUAGCAAGAAGCAGUACGAUGCCACGAGGAGAGAAUACGAAGACACCCUCAAGCACGCCGUGAGGACAGUCACCAAGCAGGAGGAGAUCGAGCACGACCUGUCCACCCGGGUGCGCACCAGCGAGUACGCCCGCAAGCAGCGGGAGCAGCAGUGCAAACGCAUGCAGCAGCAGCUGGCCGAGCUGCGGCGCAAGAACGACCAGCGCCUCAAGCAGCAGAUGAUCGAGUGCUACCAGAAGGAGAAGGAACUAGAGCAGAAACUGCUGCGGGAGCAGUCGGAGCUCUACAAGAGCCAUGUGAAUCGCGAGGAAGGGUACGUCUCCCUACAGCAACAUCGCAUGAUGAUGAAAGAAGACAGGAUCAUACUGAAUGAAACGGCGAAGGAACACGAACGACUCGUGAGGAUAGGCGAGAAGACGGAUCUGCUCAACAGCUAUCCUUGAUGAGAAAACAUGACUAGUCUUCUGUAAUCAUUUACCUUUUUCUACAUGCUAAGUAAUUUAUGGUCUUCUUCAGCGAGUAACACGGAUCGUCAGUACUGUCUUACAACCAAGAUGGUCAGAGAGACUGAGCAGUAUUUCUGCCGCUGAUUGUUGAAAAUCAGGCAUUGUUCUUAACCAGGCAGUUGGGGAGGGCAAAUUUGAAUAUCUUUCAAGCAAGAAAUAUUCUUUUCUUUUUUUCUUUUUUUCACUCUUAGCUGUGAGAAGUUGCUCCUAUACCAGGGCAUACAAGAUGAGGGUAGCAUCCAAACAAAAGCAAGGAACAUCAUUUUCUUUGAAACACAAAAGUUGCUGUCAACAUUUGAAAGUUUCAUUUCACUAGAAAAUCUCAGGAAAGUGUCUGUCAUUUUGAGAAGGGGCUAUGUUCAUGAGAUUUGGCUGGGAAAAUUCUCUUUCAGCGUGCACCAUUAACUCAGCAUUUCCAGAACACCUAUAAAGAUGAUUUUUUUUUGUUUUGAAGUGCUUUUUUCCCAGUUAGCUGUUGGUUUAUGCGUCAUUGAGUGCUAAGUAAUUGCUUCGUAGAAGGAACGGUCAAAUGUAAUAAUUCACUCUGACCCACGUUGUUACCCAUACACUUUCUGUACCAUGGACAUAUGUACUACAGCCAACAUGUGCCUUGUCACCAUCUAAGGGGUUCUGUUUUGACGCCUAGGCGAGUAGAUGUGCAAGUCGUUUUUUAGUUUUUUUUAUUCUCUCUUUUUUUUCUGCUGAAGGAAAAGUUGUGGUGUUUCAUGGUUCCUAUACAUGUAUUGAGAUAUUUUCUAC